GGCAGAGCGUCGCCGUCAUUGUUUUGGUCCCUGAGAGAAGAAGAGAGGAGAGAAGACAGGCGCAGUGUAGUUUUAUUAAACAGGUACGUUGAUCAGAGUUAUUAGUGAGCGGCUGGACCGAGGUGUGUGCUUGUCCACGUGUCGGGAACCCGCCUGAUGCUCCAGAAACAAACACAGCGGCUCCUCCACGCAGAUCAGUCAUCAUGACAACCAAGCGUGGACUGAUAACGGACUCAUUCAAGGUGGUAAAGAGAGCAAGGAGGGCGAGCAAACGAGUGAAGAGAGCCAUUCCUCCCCCACCACAGAAAGAGGCUGACACUGUAACAGUCAGAGAUAAUGAGCUGCAGAAGCUCAGACAGUUUGAUCUGGACUCGAAGUUUGGGCCCUGCACAGGUAUCGGCAGGCUGCAGAGAUGGGAGAGAGCACAGUUCCAUGGUCUGAAUCCACCUGAGGAGAUCAGAGACCUGCUGCUGCAGACACACACUGACCCCGAAUAUUCCCAGAGCCUAUGGAGUGAAUAUCCUUUGUAAGGAUGUCAUCUAGAGGAAAGAACACACUCUCCAACAAAAGUUAAAUCAAGUUUGUUUCUAUGUAAAAAAAAUGUAAUCAUAGUGUCACAGGGCUUUGCACUCUGUAUCCUUAGGCUGUUUAAAAAUCCAGAAAAAGAAAAAAGAGAGUGAAAACCCUGGCAACAGAAGAUGGUCCUUCUUUCAGCAUAGAGUUCGAAAAAUGACUGGAUGUAUUUUAUUUUUAAAUUUUUUGCAGUUAAAAAUGUUGUCUUCUAAACACUAACUUUUUCUUUACAUUUUAAUAAAAAUCUACCGGAA
Pleuronectes platessa (European plaice) is the source of this 827-nucleotide messenger RNA. It is a transcript of the gene pold4, whose product is annotated as DNA polymerase delta 4, accessory subunit. NCBI's taxonomy places the organism in Eukaryota, Metazoa, Chordata, Actinopteri, Pleuronectiformes, Pleuronectidae. The record is from RefSeq and is a predicted model, not a curated record. Gene Ontology annotation, cellular component: delta DNA polymerase complex. The transcript has 5 exons. Gene Ontology annotation, molecular function: DNA-directed DNA polymerase activity. Gene Ontology annotation, biological process: DNA-templated DNA replication; DNA synthesis involved in DNA repair. The coding region runs from base 204 to 530 and encodes 108 amino acids.